AUGCUUAUAGUAGGUUUGACAGGAGGUAUAGCAUGUGGAAAAUCAACAGUAUCAAAAGAAUUACAAACUAAAUAUAAUUUAAAAAUAAUUGAUGCAGAUUUAAUUGCAAAAGAAGUUGUUGAACCUAAAAAACCAGCUUAUAAUAAGAUACUACAAGAAUUUCAAUCUCAAAUCCCUAAUUUGGUGAAUGAAGAUGAAUCAUUAAAUCGUGGAGCUUUGGGUACAUAUGUAUUUGAAAACAAAUCGGAGUUAAAGAAAUUAAAUUCAAUAAUUCAUCCAGCUGUAAAAUGGGAAAUUAUAAAACAAAUUGCACAAUCAUAUUUCAAACUCAACUCAAUGGUAAUAUUAGACGUUCCAUUACUUUUUGAAUCUGGAUUAUAUUUAAUUUGUGGUAGUAUAAUAACAGUAUCAAUUUCACCAUCAACUUUACAAAUUGAUAGAUUAUUAGAAAGAAAUCCAGAAUUGACGGAAUUGGAUGCACAAAAUAGAAUUAAAAAUCAAAUGUCAAUGAAUGAAAGAAAUUAUAGAAGUGAUUAUGUACUAGAUAAUUCUGGUUCACUAAAGGACUUACAACUUCUGAUCAAAAAAUUGAUAACUAAAAGAAAACCAAAUUUUGCACUGACUUUAAUUGAAUGGAUACCUCCUUUUGGGGUAUUAUCUGCAUUACUUGUAUUUAUCACGAGACGAAUAGUUGAGAAAUAUAAAGGCAAAAAACCAAAACAAGAGUAG
Lodderomyces jiufengensis is the source of this 729-nucleotide messenger RNA. Its product is annotated as putative dephospho-CoA kinase. Gene Ontology annotation, molecular function: dephospho-CoA kinase activity; ATP binding. The transcript has a single exon. NCBI's taxonomy places the organism in Eukaryota, Fungi, Ascomycota, Pichiomycetes, Serinales, Debaryomycetaceae. Gene Ontology annotation, biological process: coenzyme A biosynthetic process. The coding region runs from base 1 to 729 and encodes 242 amino acids. The record is from RefSeq and is a predicted model, not a curated record.